This is a messenger RNA of Yamadazyma tenuis ATCC 10573, 803 nucleotides long. The record is from RefSeq and is a predicted model, not a curated record. NCBI's taxonomy places the organism in Eukaryota, Fungi, Ascomycota, Pichiomycetes, Serinales, Debaryomycetaceae.
AACCAGAAAAAUGGCCGAAGUUGCAACCAAUCCCUCAGUCGACGUCACUGGAAAGCAAGAAGAAGUGACGAUCUCAACGGUUUUACCACUCGAGAUUAUAGAUAAGUCUAUCGGAAAAGUUGUCACCGUCUUGUUGACCACAGACAAAGAAUUCACAGGAAAGCUUGUUGGUUUCGAUGAUUUCGUCAACGUUGUGUUGGAAGAUGUCACUGAAACUGACAGCGAAGGGAACACGGAUGGCCCAGUUAAGAUCAUGUUGUUGAACGGAGGCCAAAUUGCCAUGAUUUCUUCCACUGAAGAUUAAGUGUGAUUUCGAAGAUUCUUCGUUUACUGAUACAUAUUUUGAAGAGUUCAAGUUCACAACUGUAGGCGAGUCAUUCUGACAUCCAGUCGACAUAAAAGUGAUAUCAUAGAAUCUUUACCCAUUCUUCAAUCAACUAUUUACGACUUUGUAUAAUAUAAUAUAAUUAAGUAUACUGCUAGAACCGUGAACAAAAUGUAAGUCACUCGAAUUCUUUUAAAAAAACAGGAUUUAUAGGUAGGGAAUGGAAGACACAAUGCCUUAGCUUUUCUUAUAGUAGACUUGCAUACUGAUUGGAAGAAUCUGGUUGGAGGAGGAAGGAAGUUCUAGUGUUUACAGUUGUGUCUUUCAAUUUCUAGGAGCAAAUAAGACCAAUGGAGAUAUCAUGAACAAUACCUAAGCCACCAGUGCUAUGGUAUUUUGCUCUAGACCAUACCAAUUAAACUACUUCCUAGAACAGCAUGACAUUAUAAAGGUAAUCGAUGGCAAAAAACCGAUUACG